This is a messenger RNA of Pocillopora verrucosa, 6619 nucleotides long. RefSeq names its product E3 ubiquitin-protein ligase TTC3. Lineage: Eukaryota; Metazoa; Cnidaria; Anthozoa; Scleractinia; Pocilloporidae. The record is from RefSeq and is a predicted model, not a curated record. Gene Ontology annotation, molecular function: protein binding.
UCCGCCAUCUUAAUCACUCUGACACGACAUUCUUGUGGCAGUAUUAUUUAAGGCCUGGCAUGCUCGGAUAGUCCUUCGUCCUUUAUUGUUCUGUUUUAACCUCUAGGGAAGUUUUUUAUUUCUGAAAUUAGACAGUGGGUGUUUAAUUUAUCGAUCAAAAUAGCUUUUACGCUCUGGUCAGUAGUGCGAUCAUUCAAUAGCAACAUGCCUAGUAUCCCGGCCGCUAAAAACGCGAACAAAGAAGGCAUGGCGAAAACCACUACAGAAGACAGCGACACCGAUGAAAGCUACGACAGUUUGCCUGAAUUGGUGGCUUGCACGGACGACGAGGACUCCGAGGAUGAAGGUUACCGUAAGAAGUCUGCGUCCAAGACUAAAACCAAGGGAAAGGACAAAUCAACAGCGAAGGCAAAAAACAAUGCUGAGUGUGCAGAUAUUUGGUAUAAACUGAGCAAAGAUGAAAAGGAAAGUCACAUCCGCGUCAUGAGGAUUUACCUACUAUCACCUUUCCUGUUUGGUCAAGUUUAUCAAGAUGACAAGUGGAUUAACUGGGCAUAUGAUUGCAAGCUGUUACCCUCCAAGAGCGACUUUGAGAUAAAGGAAUUGAGUGAGGAGCGUUUUAAUGUAGUGGAUUUAGUUGAAACAGCAUUCAACAAACUGGCUGAAAACGUGCUUCUAAAAAAUAAAGAUGGCUUGGUUAAGACACUGGACAUUAUGGGAAAUCCAAGAAUGACAAUGUCCCAACACAGUGACAAGGCAAUAACCUGUGCAGAGAGUUUUCUUUCCUUCAGCAACACAAGAGAUAAGAUCAAGCUGAAGUCAGGAUUGAAUAAGAAACAAGCAGAUGUGGCCCUACUUUUAGCACACAAUCAAGUUGCUGAUCAUGUCAAACAGUUAGCAGCUGGUGUGGAUCUUGCUGAACAGUUCAACAAGAGGUGCAAGGAAGAAGAAGAAAAAACUGUUGACAAAAAGAAAGAGGGAAAUGAUGCAUUUACCAGUGGAAAAUAUACACGUGCAAUUUCAGUUUAUUCUAUGGCUCUACAUAUGAGCGCAUAUAAUCACGUUCUUUAUUGUAACCGAUCGCAGAGCUUCCUUAAAACUAAACAGUUAGGAAGUGCCCUUGCAGAUGGCAGGAGAGCAGUUGUACUUAAGGCAGACUGGCAUAAGGCUCAAUAUAGAUAUGCACAGGCAUUUUUUGAGACUGGAAAUAUUACCAGAGCAAAGGAGGCAAAUAGAGCUGCAUGCAAAAUUUGCUCUGACAAGAAAGAUCUGGAAGCCCAGUACAGAAUGUUUGACAGAGUUGCUAAAGAUGGUAAAGGAAAAGCAACAGAAAAUAAGAAGCCUUCGAAAACUUCUGUUGCUAAACAGAAGGAUUCUAGGGAUAGUGAGCCAGAGGACCUUCCAGCUUUGGUAGAUCCAGAGUCCAGUGACACAAGCAGAGAUAACUCUGAUGACGAGGGGGUACCUGACUUGGUGGAUCUGGAAAGUUCAGAAGAUAGUGAUGUUUCUGAUAAUAAUGAUAAAACAGAGGAUCCUCACACAGAAACCUCUGAUGGAUAUGAAUCAAAUGAAUCUGCAACCAAGAAAAAGAGUGCUGUAUCAACAAAGUCCAAGAAACGUCACCCAAGUGAGAAGAUCAAACAAAUUAUCAGAGGAGCGCUUCAAGAAAAAGCUAAGACAGAGGAAAAACCUAAAACAGAGGAAAAACCUAAGAAAGAAGAAAGACAGAAGAAGCCUGUAGAGCCCGCAGUCAAAAAAGAAGCUACAAAGCCAGUAAAGCAGAAUAAAAAGGGGUCACAAGGAGAUCAGAGUGGGAAUAAUCCAAAGUUAAGAGAAUUUACCUCCCACCUCAAACAAGGAAGUAAAGCUAUGACAGAAAAGAAAAACGACAUUGCUGUUUGUAAUUAUGGAGAGGCUGUUGCACUUUUAAAAGAGAAUGGUAAUCAAUACCAGAUCUAUGAAAUGAAGGAGAUAGAUUUUGUUAUAUUACUGUAUAGUUUUGGAGCAGCUCUCUUGGAAGUUGGUGGCCAGGAGGAACUACUGGCAGCCAAGAAACAUUUUGAGAUUAUUGUAGUAGAACAUAAAACUGUAGUCUUUCCUUUAGCAUAUUUAGGAACAGGAAGGGUGUUUUAUAAACAGAACAGGUUCACAGAAGCCUUAGAUCAUUUAGAAGAAGGCCUUGGUUUAGUAAACAAAUUGGGUGAUGAGAAGUUAGCUUCUUAUAGAUGGCCUGGGUCUCAAGUCAUUAUUGACGACACUAAACCUGGAAAGUUAUUGAGUGCUAUUCAGACGUUAAUUAGAAUUUGUCGUCAUCCACCGCGACCUGAUGUUAUUUGCAGAUAUCCUGAUUGUCCAAAUAAAACACAGAUUUACCUUACUGAUCCUGACUACAAAGGAUACAUACGACUAAUCUGUCAUGAAAACUGUAAAGUAGAUUUCCAUCCAGGAUGUUGGAAAAAGCAAAAGAGCUCCGAAGAUGGAAAAACUGGCGACAAGGAUUUUCUUGAUGAUAUCUGCAUGACUCCUGACUGUGAAGGCUCUGUAAUUAAUGUCCAGAUCUAUGAUAUGGAAGGUCUUAAAACUGAGUUUAAGCAUGAGAAGCCAGCCACAAAACAGGAGAGCAAACCAAAACAAUCAAAGCAAAAUAAACUUAAAGCAAAUGUUGCUGGUGCUAAACAAAAGAAAAAAAAGGAUAAAGAUGACAUCAAGAUAGAGGACUUUGCGACACCUGAAACAUCGCCUAGUGACAUUGGUGAAGAAAAGAUGGUCCAUAACCCCCCACCCCCUCCUCCCUUACCAGGACAAAAAGAAGGGAAACCGAUGAAGGGAGACCACAAUCAGCUGGAAAAGAGUGGUCAGGACUCUUCUGAUGCCAGCAUUCCAACAGGCGAUGGAGUGUUUAUCUUAAAGAAAGAGGAAGACGAAGACUCAGUCAAGGGAGUUGGUGUAAAAGGAGUAAACAAGGUUAAAACCAAAAAGAAAAAACUUAAGAAUACACAGACGCUGGAUGAAUUUCUCAAAGAUCACGGUGGAGUGCAAACACUCAGACCAACUUAUGGUGAAGAUUACGAAGACCUGGGUGAAAUCCCGCAUCCUAAAUGUAAAUUUGACGUGGUUACUCAACCACCAGGCUGGAGUCAGCAGGAGGUGGAAGCACCGUUUGCUAUUCCACCUCAUUUACAAGAUAGCGCAGCUGAGCUUGAGGCAAGUUACAAGAUGGAAGUGGCAUCAGACAUCAUCUCAACGUCUUUACCACCUCCGCCAUCCAUUAGUUUGGAAGCAGUCACGGAAUAUGUUAGCUCAAUGUUACACGAGAUUUUACGAGUCCAAGGAGGUCUGGAGCUCGCUGACCCGAGCAUCAUGCAGCCUUUGAGCAUGCUACCGGAUGAUUACCAAGAUAUCAUUUCCAGUGCUGGAGGACUAAAGGCUAUCUUAGAACACUCUGGAAAAUUUUUAUUUGACGGUAACAGGGUUAUGCUACCUGAGGACAAGGAAUUUGAAGACUUGGUAAAAACUCUUAAACCUGCGAGUAGUAACAAUCCAUUCUUGGACAGAACGAAUAGUGGAUUCAAAACCAAUAUUAAACAGGAAAAAGGUACUCAGGACAACAAUAAAUCAAAUUCUGUUGAUGUUCUUUUUACUACGGCUGGUAAACCGCACGACGGAGGCGUAAAUUCGUCUUCCUCGAUGUCGUCAUCUCCAGUGCUUAAUCCGAAUGGUACAGAAUAUGUUUCUUCGUCACAAACGGAUUUGUUAUCAGCUAGCUCGUCGAAAACAUCUAUUGGCAGUGAUUCUACGUUAAAAGGUGACGAUGAUGAACAAACGAUUGACAGAAACGACACUCUUGUUGAAAAUCCUGAACAAAAUAAUUCGAAUGGUGAAACUCUAGUUGAUAGCGUUUCAGAAGGUGAUCUCACUGUCACCAAAUCCACCAAUGAAACGCAAGGCGAAAACUACCAAGAUUUUGCUAGUGAUACGACUUCUUUGAAAGCCGAGCAUUUGUCUUUAAAUGAUAAUAAUGUUGCGGACUCAAGCUACGAUGAUAGUCGAGUUAAUACCUCUGUUGAAACAGUUGAAAAGGAGGUAUCUUCACUUGUAGCGAGCGAGGACAACAACCCUUCACAAAGUAAUCAAAAACUUAACGCCGGUGUUUCCACCACUGAACCGGCGAUAGUUAGCAAAACCAAAGCUGUGCAAACGCAACCGAAUGUGAAAAGUAAAGGUGUAGGCACAGAUCCAAUCCCUGAACCUUUUAAGGCAGAAUAUCAAAGGGUCGCGGCAGAAAAAGACGCUUUACAAGCGAGGCUACAAGAAAACGUCGAUAGGCAUAACGCCUUACUCAAUAAGAACUCUGCGGAAGUGGAGAAAGUAAAGAAGAAGCUCGCUGAUGCUCUGCAAGAGAAAGAGAAAUACUCAAAAGAUGUUCAAGAAGUAAAGAAGGAGAACCAGGAGGAAAUACGUAAACUACGCCAACAGUGCGAAGACAAAGACGAUAAGAUCAAAACCUUGAACCAUAAACUGGUACAAGAAGCACAGGACAAAACCAACGUGAUUACCAGUGUUAAAAAAGAGCUGUCAACUGUUAAAGGGCAGUACACAUCAGAGAAGGAUUCCUGGAACAAAGAACGCUCUGAGAAGGACGAGUUGUUAAAAAAUACUAAAGCUCAAAAUCUACAACAACAGGCUAGGGCUCAGGAUGCAGAGAUCAAACUGCUUGAACUUCGCCGUGACGUUGGUUUGAGGUUUCUGGAGAGAGCGUUCCAAGAAUCGCAUAUAACCAUCAAUAAUUUGAUACAAGCUGUGAACGCAAGAAUUACUGGCCCUAAAGUAGAGGAAGUCGUCACUGCGUGGAAGAAUUACGCUUCUGAAUGCCAUCAGAGAGUCGUGCAAUGCAAGACGACAUUCAAUGAGCAAAUUGAUCUGCUAAAAAAUGGCAGAACUUUGUCCAGUUUACCUCAGCUGAACAUCCCCGGACCGCCACCAUAUCCAGGCAUUCCAGUUCUACAGUCUCUGGUACCCGGACAACAACAAAACCAAACGCAGGCCCAGCCGCAGGCCCAGCCGCAGGCUCAGCCCCAGGCCCAGCCCCAGGUACAGGUACAGGCCCAGCCCCAGGCUCAACCCCAACUGCAGCCCCAGGUUCAACCCCAACUGCAGCCCCAGCCCCCACUGCAACAACACCUUCAACCGCAACUUCAACCUCAAUACCAGCCCUCUCCGGAAAGUAACAUUUUAACACCUGAACCCCCCGUUCCGACCAGCUCUGCUAGUGCUAAUACGGGGGGUCCUUUAGCUGCGGCUCCACUUCCAGUUGUUGCUGCUGUUCCAGUUGGUGCAGAACAGCCUCUGGUUGCUGGUAAUCUUGCAGUAGGUGGUGCAAUGGCAGUCGUACAGGACAAGGCGCGACCAUCAAACAGCUUUGAAAAGAUUAUGCUGCGUCUGUCGACCAUGUAUCCAAACUUUACCAGGUUGGAAUUGACCGGCUUUAUCAAAGAGGUACGGUCUAACAAACAUGGCUCACUUACUGGAUUGUCACUAGAGGACAUCGUCGCUAGUGUCUCAGAGCUGGUUGAACAGAAAAAGAAGGCUGGUUUGUUACGUACGACCCCUGUGGCUCAUGCUAAGCAACCUCAAGCACAGAAGACCCAACAAAUCCAGAUCUCUAAGCUAGCCUUAACAGAGGCGGCCAAGAUGGCGAUCGCCACAGGGAGCUACGAGGAAGACCCGUGUGUCAUCUGUCACGAAGACAUGAACGCGUCCAUUGAUAUAGUAACGUUAGAGUGUGGUCACAGAUAUCAUUCACCGUGUAUCCGAAAGUGGUUGUUGGGGGAACAGAGCACGUGUCCAACUUGUCGUGUUCAUGCCCUUCUUCCAGAUGAAUUCCCUCGUCUCAGGUGAACACUUCUUGAAAGUAUGGGGAAGGCGGGCACCCGUUCAGCGUGUGGUGUUCACGCUCUUCUCGGACAUUCGUACUUCAUGUUCACGUGUACGUCACGUGUUUGUUUAAUAGAUAAAUGGCAAUGUGUAAUGUCGAUGUAUUUGAGGGGCACUCUGGAAACUGCGGAGGCGGAUGAGGAGUUAUCUUCUGUCUGUCUCACUUGAUCUACGAGGAGAACGACAAGCUAACGCUUUUAAGAGAGUUUUCUUUGAUGGCUUGUUAUACUUGAGUGGAAUUUACACACUCAUUUCAUAGAGAAACCUACAUGAGUUUAUCGUUGGAGCCCGUCUACUUAUAUUUUUACCUUUCCGGAAUGUCAUCACCUUGAGGCAGAUCAGAGACAACUAUAUCUGCGUUGUUAAGCUAAGUUACAGAUGAAGUGAGUUUUAAUUAGAAAUAAUUUUAAUUAAAAACCGUAGCUACUUCUACUGUUUGGGCUCUUUUUGCCGAGUUGCCAUAUGUAAAGAUGCAUUCGGAUUAGCAUACUAAACGUUUCCUCAUUGACGGACAAUAAGGUUUCUCUAUUAACACAAGAUUUCCAGCCUUAUUUCCUAAUUAACUUCGAAACAUUGGCAAGAACUAUUUGUGCUUACCAUGAAUACGAACAACAUGUUAAUUACUUUUUUAGGAAACAUUUUUAAUUUCGAUUGAAAACAAUAAAGUUGGAAACAGUUUGUUUGC